Piliocolobus tephrosceles (Ugandan red Colobus) is the source of this 4125-nucleotide messenger RNA. RefSeq names its product component of oligomeric golgi complex 5 (gene COG5). Gene Ontology annotation, cellular component: COG complex. The coding region runs from base 679 to 3369 and encodes 896 amino acids. The transcript has 23 exons. Gene Ontology annotation, biological process: intra-Golgi vesicle-mediated transport. The record is from RefSeq and is a predicted model, not a curated record. Lineage: Eukaryota; Metazoa; Chordata; Mammalia; Primates; Cercopithecidae.
CUCUUACAGCCUCAAUACCGUUAGUUGAGAUAUAGACAAUCUAUCAGUUUGUAAUUAAGAAAAAGUCUGGCAUGUAGCUGAAAGUGAGGAAGAGGUAGAAAAGGCAAAAGGUCAAAGGUCUCGUGGAAGGAAGGAGGGUAGAGACAGUGAGUUUUAUUUGUCCUUUUAUGGUUCAGUCUUCCUUCUUCAUCGAGUCUCCCUAAUUCUCUUCACUCUUCAUCCCCAACAAUUUUUCUUCCCAAGCAUUUCCUGCGGGCUUUUAUUACCCCAGGAGUGCCAGUCAAGGAGUGGGACAGAUACAGCUGUGUAGCAACUAACGCCUGACUCUUGUUAGUGUGGAGGGCAAACGAAGCUCCCUGAAACCUCCGCUCUGCUCUCCUGCCUUACGCCGCACGGCCCCUGUUCUGAGGUUUAAUACUUGCUUCACAGAUAGGCGCUGCGGCCACGUUCCGGUGCCCACCUUCUCCUUGGCCCGGGCACGACGCCAGCCCAGGAGGCGCGACCCAGAGCUGCUGCGAAAGACAGAGGAAAGCGCCGGCCGGAUGGCCUUGGCUCCCUCGGUGCGCUGGGCGCAGAGCACUCGGACCCCGAGCGCCCACUGCUUGAGUAACCACGCGGCUCCUAGCCAGGCUUAGCCCAGCCGCCGGGUAAGUCAGUUCGCCAGGCCUGCCUGGAGCCAUGGGCUGGUUGGGCGGGCGGCGCCGAGAUUCUGCGUCACCACCUGGGCGGGGCCGUUCUGCAGUUGACGACAUCAACCCGGCACCUGCCAACAUGGAAGGUGGCGACGGCAGCGUCGUUGUGGCUGGCCUCGGGGCUCGAGGUUCUGGAGCGGCUGCAGCGACAGUCCGGGAACUUCUGCAGGACGAGUGUUAUAGUGACUUUUUAAACGAAGACUUUGAUGUAAAGACUUAUACUUCUCAAUCUAUUCAUCAAGCUGUAAUUGCUGAACAACUAGCAAAACUUGCCCAAGGAAUCAGUCAGUUGGACAAAGAACUACACUUACAGGUUGUUGCAAGACAUGAAGAUUUACUGGCACAAGCAACUGGGAUUGAGUCUUUGGAAGGUGUUCUUCAGAUGAUGCAGACGAGAAUUGGGGCUUUACAGGGAGCUGUUGAUAGGAUAAAAGCAAAAAUUGUUGAACCAUACAAUAAGAUAGUUGCCCGUACUGCACAACUAGCAAGACUUCAGGUGGAGUACCCCCGGAAGGUCAGACUCACCAUUUUGUGUCUUAAAGCAUAUGCCCUGGAAGUUGCUUCUCCCUGGCCUUUGCAUUCAGUUAACACUUCAAUGCACCAGGUUGCCUGUGAUUUGCUUCGGAGAAUUAUUCGUAUCUUGAAUCUCAGUAAGAGACUCCAAGGACAACUGCAAGGGGGAAGUAGAGAGAUAACAAAAGCUGCUCAGAGUCUCAAUGAACUUGAUUAUCUUUCUCAAGGAAUAGAUCUUUCUGGAAUAGAAGUGAUAGAAAAUGACCUACUUUUUAUUGCAAGAGCCCGACUUGAAGUGGAAAAUCAAGCUAAGCGCCUACUAGAGCAGGGUUUGGAGACUCAGAAUCCAACUCAAGUCGGAACAGCUCUUCAGGUUUUCUAUAAUCUUGGAACUUUGAAGGAUACUAUUACCAGUGUUGUGGAUGGAUAUUGUGCUACUUUAGAAGAAAAUAUCAACAGUGCAUUAGACAUAAAAGUUUUGACUCAGCCUUCCCAGUCAGCUGUGAGAGGGGGACCUGGACGAUCUACCAUGCCAACCCCAGGAAAUACUGCAGCUUUGCGUGCUUCACUCUGGACCAAUAUGGAGAAACUUAUGGAUCAUAUUUAUGCUGUUUGUGGACAGGUACAACAUCUACAAAAAGUAUUGGCCAAGAAGAGAGAUCCUGUUUCUCAUAUUUGUUUCAUUGAAGAAAUAGUUAAGGAUGGACAACCUGAAAUUUUCUACACAUUUUGGAAUUCAGUUACUCAGGCACUUUCUUCUCAAUUUCAUGUGGCAACAAACUCUUCUAUGUUUUUGAAGCAGGCAUUUGAGGGAGAAUACCCCAAAUUAUUACGUCUUUAUAAUGACUUAUGGAAGCGUCUUCAACAAUACAAUCAGAAUAUCCAAGGGAAUUUUAAUGCAAGUGGAACUACAGACCUCUAUGUUGACCUACAACACAUGGAAGAUGAUGCACAAGAUAUAUUCAUACCAAAAAUGCCAGAUUAUGAUCCAGAAAAGGCUUUGAAAGAGUCACUACAACCCUAUGAGGCUGCUUAUCUAUCAAAAUCCUUAUCUCGACUCUUCGAUCCUAUCAACUUGGUUUUUCCCCCGGGUGGUCGUAAUCCUCCUUCCCCCGAAGAACUUGAUGGUAUUAUUAAAACUAUAGCAAGUGAACUAAAUGUUGCUGCUGUUGAUACAAACCUCACAUUAGCUGUGUCAAAAAAUGUGGCAAAAACCAUCCAGUUAUACAGUGUAAAAUCAGAGCAGCUUCUCUCCACACAAGGAGAUGCAAGUCAGGUGAUUGGGCCUCUUACUGAAGGACAGAGAAGAAAUGUGGCAGUAGUGAAUUCAUUGUAUAAGUUGCACCAGUCAGUAACAAAGGUUGUUUCCAGUCAGAGCUCAUUCCCACCGGCAGCUGAGCAAACUGUAAUUUCAGCUCUAAAGGCUAUUCAUGCUCUUAUGGAAAAUGCUGUGCAACCCUUACUCACUUCUGUGGGAGAUGCUAUAGAGGCCAUAAUCAUCACCAUGCAUCAAGAGGACUUUUCUGGGUCGUUAUCCAGCUCAGGAAAACCUGAUGUUCCUUGUUCUCUGUACAUGAAGGAGCUACAAGGUUUCAUUGCCAGAGUUAUGAGUGACUAUUUUAAACAGUUCGAAUGCUUAGAGUUUGUCUUUGACAACACUGAGGCUAUUGCCCAAAGAGCAAUUGAACUUUUUAUCCGCCAUGCCAGUCUCAUAAGACCUCUUGGUGAAGGUGGGAAAAUGCGACUUGCUGCUGAUUUUGCACAGAUGGAGUUGGCUGUGGGUCCAUUCUGUAGACGAGUAUCUGAUUUAGGAAAGUCCUAUCGAAUGCUGAGAUCAUUCAGACCUCUGCUCUUCCAGGCAAGUGAACAUGUAGCCAGUAGUCCUGCACUGGGGGAUGUGAUUCCAUUCAGCAUCAUUAUUCAGUUUUUGUUCACGAGAGCACCUGCUGAGCUGAAAUCUCCUUUCCAGAGGGCAGAGUGGUCCCACGCACGCUUCUCUCAGUGGCUGGAUGACCAUCCAUCUGAAAAGGACAGGCUCCUCCUCAUCAGGGGAGCCCUGGAAGCUUACGUUCAAUCAGUGAGAAGUAGAGAAGGCAAAGAAUUUGCACCAGUUUAUCCCAUAAUGGUUCAGCUGCUUCAGAAGGCUAUGUCUGCUCCUCAGUAACAGUAUGAAAGCUUUGUUGAUCUCCACUUUGUGCUAACCCAUUCAUAGUUGGCAGUUAACACAUACUCCAAAAGACAGCUACUCUGUACUAUUUUAAGAAUGUAAUUGACUGUUCUGUAUUUCCUAUCAACCUUUAUUUACCUCUUUAGCACUUAUACUUUAGCAUAAAAAUGUCAGUCAUCACCUUUUAAUUCCAUGGACCUGAUUUUUCCAGAAAGAUGUUUUCCUCUUUCAGAUUUUUGUACAAGGCUAAAAUUUCUUUUCCAUCCAUAACCGAGUCCUCCUAUGGGUACAUAAACCCAAAGUCCCCACUUCUUUUAAAAGGAUAUGAACACGUUAUAUAAUAUGUACCCUGCUUCCCCCAACCCUGCCGCCUUCACUAAAUAAGCAUGUAGCUCUGUGGUUUCCAAAUUUGGCUGCACAUUCAUAUCACCAGAGGAGUUUUUAAAAAUCCUGAUGCCCAACUUGCACUCUAAUUAACAUGUCUGGGAGUGGGAGCCCGACACCAGUGUUAAAAAAAAAAAAAAAAAAAAAAAAAAUCCCCAAAAUGAUUCCAAUAGACAACAAAGUUGAGGAACCACCGGCACAUCCCAAAGCUAAGAUACAGGGUUAAAUGGCCUUAAGUAUGUCAUACUGUAUCUUUAAAUAAAACAAGGCUUUUUUUACACUUUGUCAUAUCAUUAAAAGCAGACCUUUGGGCUGUUUAACCUUAUAACAAAGAUACCAUGUGAAAAAUAACAAUUUUUAUUCUAUAGC